Messenger RNA from Apis cerana (Asiatic honeybee), 4160 nucleotides. Its product is annotated as protein daughterless. The record is from RefSeq and is a predicted model, not a curated record. NCBI's taxonomy places the organism in Eukaryota, Metazoa, Arthropoda, Insecta, Hymenoptera, Apidae. Gene Ontology annotation, cellular component: transcription regulator complex; chromatin. Gene Ontology annotation, biological process: regulation of transcription by RNA polymerase II. Gene Ontology annotation, molecular function: DNA-binding transcription factor activity, RNA polymerase II-specific; RNA polymerase II cis-regulatory region sequence-specific DNA binding; protein dimerization activity.
GUCAGUCUCGUCGCGUACCGUGAACGGAGAGGAGGUUGUGUCGAUGCUGCUCAUCUUCUUUCCUCGUUCAUACCCCUCCGUCUUUUCGCGAUCUCUUUUCCAUACUCCAUACUGGUCGUGUGAUUGGAACGGUGAAGUACAAAGUUUGUGAUCGUUUUUGGUGUCGUCGAGUGCUCGGUAGUGCGCAAUAACGUGGAUUUCGGAACUUGGUGUUCUCGAAAGUUUCUCUCGUAACCGUACGAUCCGUGGAUACGUGUAAUCGCGAUACCGAGCGUGAUAGUCGGAACCGUAGCAGAAACAGGUGUUCGAAGGCUGAUCGAAAAGCGACGCCACGCGAAGGAUGGUGCGGAGGCGGGCGGGUGAAUCGUAGUGCGGCUACGCGAUGCGUCCUCGUGGCACGCGGCGUCGGUGACUCGAGUCCUCGUCUCGCCGUGAAAACAUCUCCCGUUGUAUUAUUUUUGUUUGCGUUCGACUCUAUUCGUAGACUGUACUCGCGUGUUUACCGAUGCCCGAGAAACCUAUAACGCGUAAUACGUUCCCCGAGAGGAGUAUUUAUAACGUCGAUCGUAGUUGAUAUGCUUCGAAAAGUUUGUACGUGACGCGAGUUGUCUCUUGUCUCUUCGGUGGGAUCGCGCACAAUUUCCGGCUCGAUAUCGCGAUCCGACGGUGUGUGCAGACCCACUGGCUUCGGUUCUUUGGACGAUGAGAGCGAUAAACGUUGUGCAUCGAGACGCGAUCAUCGCCGAGAUUUGAUACCGAACGAGACCGUGGUGGUGGCGGUGGUGGCGGUGAAUCGUCCACGUUGCCAGAAAUUCGUCGUAACCGCAGAAUGCAGUCGAACACGAUACUGCGCGAUGUCGUCAGUACCGAGAAGAUGAUGGGAAACAACAACAAUCUGAAUAACAACGGUUCCCCGGGCACAGAUAUAAUGUUCCAGAUGGAAGAUGAUAGUUUGACGCAGUUGGGAAGCGUUUUUCAAUCGGCCUAUCAAUCGAUCGUUGGAGGUAGCGCUCAGUACGGCUCGGAUGAAUUCGGACAGGACUCGCCGAGAUACACCUCUCCCAAAGCUGCGGCUCUCUACGCAGACCCCUACUAUAUCGAUGGAAACGCCGCGGGCACGGGUCCUGGUGAUCCAUGGACGGGGGGCAGCGGCGGCGUCCAGCCCCCGUACAGCGGAUACGCGCCCCCACACCUAGCCCAACCAGCCUACCCCAUGCACCUACCCCACGACCCCAUGGCGUAUUCGGCCAUGUCGCCGAACGGAGAACCGGCGGCUCCGAUUCUGGGCUCGGCGGUGACCAGCGCGGCCUCACUGCCACCAAUGUCCACAUUCCGGGGUAGCGGCGCAGUCGGGGCGAAUACCGGUACCGGUGCACCGUCCCCGGCAUCCUUGCAAUAUAGUCAUAGUCCUGGUGCACCGACCAGCGCGCCAUCCGCCCCCAAUCCUGCCCCCACCACGAACCAGCCACCCGCCACGGGGGACAACCUCGGCAAGACUCUCGCGUCUGUAGUAAGCACAAGAAUUUACCCCACGGACCAAUCAGUAUCGAGUUAUAGCAGCAACCCAUCCACGCCAGUCAGUUCGCCACCACCGUUGACGGGUUCAGCGCCGGGCUGGGCACCAGGUGCUGCACCAGUUUCACCGCAUUUCACCACGGAUCCCAACCGUGGAACCAUUCACAUGCCGGCGCCUGAACAGCAGAGGCUAGACGAUGCCAUCGGCUUCCUUCGCGACCAUGCCGAGUUGGUACAGGGUACGCGGAUGGAGGAACGAUUGGACGACGCCAUAAACGUGUUGAGGAACCACGCGGAGAGCCAAUUGGGCCUUCAUUUGGGUCCCGUUGGCCCACACGGUUCAAUCUACUCCCACACGUCGCCACCUCAACUGGACCACUUGACGAGUCCUCAUCCCGCGGUGACAGUAACGCAGCCACAGGGCUCUUACUCCGGUCUCACGCCCACGCCCGACACAGACGGUUCCAUCAAAAUCGAAAGGUUACCCGUGACGAAUGCCAAAUACGUCUCUUUAGAAAAGAGAAAGGAUCCACCGGAUAGCAGCGGUGGCGAGACGAAACCUUCGAGCAGCGAGUUGGCGGCGGCGGGCGUGAUCGGCGCGGCAACGGUCAAUUCCACGUCCCAGGGGAAGGGGACGAAGAGAUCGCGUAGAUAUUGUUCGAGCGCCGAGGACGAGGAUGAUGAUCCCGAUGUGAAGGCACAAAGGGAGAAAGAGAGGCGGCAGGCGAACAAUGCUAGGGAAAGGAUACGUAUCAGAGACAUCAACGAGGCGUUGAAGGAGCUCGGUAGAAUGUGCAUGACGCAUUUAAAAACGGACAAACCUCAGACGAAGCUGGGUAUCCUCAAUAUGGCUGUCGAAGUGAUCAUGACGUUGGAGCAACAAGUCAGAGAACGAAACCUCAAUCCAAAGGCAGCGUGUUUGAAGAGAAGGGAGGAAGAGAAGGCAGAGGAUGGACCUAAACUACCCGGCCAUCUGGCGGCGCACAUAGCUCAUCCUCAUCCCCACCCACACGCGCACUCUCAACCCCCUUUCUCCGCGAUGCCUGGACCGCCGCCGCCGCUUCAACACAAUCCAUCGCAGCCACAGUAGCAGCGGCUCAGUGGCGGUAUGAUCCUGUGCUAAGGGGUAGAUACGGCUUAAACUUGUCAUAGGAUUUUUUCAAAGUUUUCCAGGACUCGAACAUACAGAUAAGAUCUUUUCCCGAUCGUGCCCGAUCGUACCGAGCCGGAACAACCCUUUCACGAUCGAGAGUAAAUAUUUCCCUUUCUUUCUUUCUUUCUUUCUUUCUUUCGUUCCUCUUCUUUUUAUUGUUUUCAUCAUUAAAAACAAGUUUUACAUCUUUCGAGCACAUUUCGUUUCGUCGAAGAUUAUCGUCGAAAAGAAAUAUUUUUUUUCACCCAUGUUAUUCGUGACGAAAAAAAAUCUUUUCUAUUAAAAAUUUCGGUCUUGAAAGGGUUAUUACGUAUAUAUAUAAAAUAUAUAUAUAUAUUUAUAUAUCGAGAUUCCACUGUUCGAACAAAAUUCCUGUUACGCUAUUGCGAAGAAAACUUGGUUUCUAUUCACCUGACGGUAGAAGAUGUUUCGAAAAAGAAACGGAUGCUGCGUUUCCAUAGAAAGAAACGGAAAAUUGCUCGUACGAGGAGGCGCGUACGUGGAGAUCAUCGGAGGGGAAGGAAAGUUUCUCUGUAUGUUUAUGAAAGAAGAAAGAAGCGUUGUUAGAAGGAAGGAAGAAAACGAUCGCGUGUGCUUUUAAGAGGCAUCUACCCCCCUUCCACUCCCCGAAGGCGGCUUGAAAUUAUUUUUAUAAAUAGCGAGAAAACAAAGGAAUAUGGUUCCUCUCUUUCGAGAUGUAAGAAAACUUUACGUGUAGUACGAUCGAGAUUUUAUCGAGGCGAUCGAUCCCCGCUACCGGUACAAUCCCAUCUCCUCCUCCUCCUCCUCUUCCCUCGUCCUCCCCCUUCCUGCCCCCUCCUCCGUUCUCUUGUUGAAGUUGCCCACUUUUUCUUGCGUAUGUAAUCUAUCGAGAUAUCGUUGCGUUAUGUUGCGUGUAGGGCGGAUAGCUCCAGGAAAGGGGUGUGCACCCUCGACACGGCGGAAAAAGGAAGAAAGAAAGAAAGAAAAAAAAAGAAAAAAAAAAGAAAAGGAACGAAAAGGCGACGACGAGAGAAAACACGUGACAAUGACCGAGGAUGAUCGCAACAUGAACGGCGCGUUUCGCGAGCUCAAUUUCUCGCUCUCGUUGCUCAUCAUGAUCGAUGAUCGAUUCUUUCGGCGUCUUUUUAUUUUUUUAUUUUUUAUUUCUUUUCUCUCUCUCUCUCUAUCUCUCUCUCUCACUCUCUCAUUCUCUCACUCUCUCACUCUCUCACUCUCGCUCUCGCUCAGAUAUUCAGACAUAAUUCGUGUAAAUAUCGCAAAGAUCGCAGACAAAAAAAGGGAAUCGCGAGUUCUUUUACGAUGGUCCUCGGUGAUUGGUGAUAAAAGAAUAAAAACUGUAUAUAUAUAUAUUGAAGAGACGACUGUUUUCGCGAGCGUUCAGUGUGAAUCGAGGUCCCGUGAAAGUUGGUUCUUGGCAAAUUUUCUGUACUUACGCGUGCGAACGAGAUUGAUCGAACGAGAAAGAAUAACGAUUUGACAGAGAAAGAAA